AUUACAUUUCCUUCCAGAUUUGAUCAUAUCAUAAUACAAGUUGGGACCUCCAACUUAAAGGAUUCACAAGAGCUGGCAAGACAUGCUGAAGAUACAGGUGCGACAGCAAUUGGUUUAAUGGCCACAAGCUACUUUUCUCCAAAGUCUGUAGAUGACCUUGUCGAAUAUGUUCGUCUUGUGGCGGAAUGUGCACCAAACACUCCGCUGUUUUACUAUCAUAUCCCAGCUUGGACACAUAUUCCAUUUUUAAUGGAAGACUUUUUGGAAGCUGCAAUGCCCAAGAUUCCAACAUUAGCGGGAUUGAAGUUCACAAGUAUUGACUUGUUUGACUUGGGCCGCUGCCUUGUUCUCGGCGAGGAAAAGAUUCAGAUUCUCUUUGGAGGUGACGAGAUUCUCGUAAGCGCUUUAGCUAUGGGGGCUCGUGCUACCAUUGGAGGAACGUAUAGCUUCGCUGGGAAGUUGCACAGUCGAAUUAUAGAUGCCUUUAACAAAGGAGAUAUCGAAACAGCAAGAACAGAACAGUAUCGAUCUCAAGCCAUGAUCAAACUUUUCAUUAAAUACGGAGGCCAUCCGGGCGUCGCGAAAGCCAUCAUGAGAUUUCUUGGCUUGGACCUAGGGCCUGCUCGUUCACCUCUUUCGCAGUUAAGCGAGAGCGUGGAAGCAGGAUUAAGGGAAGAAUUAGACGGUAUUGGAUUUUUUACUUGGCGUUAAAAGAAAAUAAACGCGUCAAUUUUACUACGAGGCGCGAAGUAAUUUUUAUUCUCGUAGUUAAAGUUUUAUGGUGUGAAAAUUUUAAAUUAACGUGUUAACAGAGAAAAUUAUAAGUUAAUAUAUUAAUGUGGCAGAACUAUGUAGCUGAGUAAGGACUGGAACAUUUCAUAGGAAUGUUAGACAUGCCGUGAAAACAGUUACAGGCUUUGCCUAGCAGAGUUUUGUUCAAAUAGCCAACACAGCUUUUUUUUAACACGUCCAUACAGAGAAAAAAAAAAAAAAUUGACGAAAGGUUUACCAAGAAAAAUACGUUUAGAAAACAAAUAACUCUGUGAGAGCUUAUUCAUUCAACUUACAUAGUGAAGCAACUAUUUUCUUCUUGAAAUAGCCAAAAAUAUUGUUUCAACACAACAGAAGUGUUAAGGUAAAUCUAACAAGGGGAGGACCUCGUUAAAGCGGACACCAAAGAGACAGACAAGAGUGUCCGUAACGCAGAGGUGUUGGUAUUAGGUUCGACCAGAAGCAUAUUACCUAGGUGAUAUGCUUCUGGUUCGACUGAACCAAAUUCUUAGUUCUUUGUAAUUUUUUCCUUUCCAAUCAUCGUUGACGCAUUUAAUAAUAUCGGGUUGAAAUGACUGUUCAGGACAACAAUUGCAUCAUUUUGACAACAGUUUUAUUAAAAUAUAUCGAUUUCCACAACACCCUCGUGUCUAUAUCUCCUACGUCUAUGAUAGAAUUCCAGUAUUACAGUGAAGUAUGUUACAUCAUUGACUUUUAUCAUAAGCACAUUAUUCAAGAACGAACAUCCAGCCCAUAAUAAUAAACAUCUAUGUACUAAUUAAAGGUUGUACAGGUUAGUUCCAGCACCCCUUCAGUGCACACAACUUAUGCUACCUCGUCUCCAGGCUCGGGGAGUGCGGAGCUUGAUGGCAAGUAGGCAAAACGCUUUUCUUCUCUAUGUCCGUCCCAGAACUCCACGCCCACCGCGUAAAGCGAAGAGAGGGGCCAGGGAGUGGACCUAGUGCAUGGUGAUAUGGAAACAUCUAACUGUAAUCUUAUCGAAGUGAAAUUCACGAAAUAUAAACGACAUUUUUCUAGGCAUAAUUAUUUUCUUAGAUAAUUUUUCUAUAUUUAAUUUCUCGAAUAUUAAAAAAAGGAUCGCAUCUUUGUGAAAAGUAAGUGCAACACACAUUGUAAAAGAAGGAUUAAUUAAAAGAAUUGCUUUCCUAA
Orbicella faveolata is the source of this 1941-nucleotide messenger RNA. Its product is annotated as N-acetylneuraminate lyase-like. The record is from RefSeq and is a predicted model, not a curated record. Gene Ontology annotation, molecular function: lyase activity. NCBI's taxonomy places the organism in Eukaryota, Metazoa, Cnidaria, Anthozoa, Scleractinia, Merulinidae.